Molecule: messenger RNA, 2334 nt
Organism: Scophthalmus maximus (turbot)
Lineage: Eukaryota; Metazoa; Chordata; Actinopteri; Pleuronectiformes; Scophthalmidae
Product: ranBP-type and C3HC4-type zinc finger-containing protein 1-like
Exons: 9
Coding region: 221-1525 (434 amino acids)
Source: RefSeq, a predicted model, not a curated record
CCGGCACUUCCUGUUGUGUUUUAAUGUCGCUCCGUGCUGCGGCUGGGCAGAUAUGGGAGAGCAGCGCAGCCUGCCCGUGAAGAAACGCGCUCUCUUCAAACACCGCUGGACCUUAUAAGACCGCACAAGAAGCAGCGGGCAGCGGUGAUCCUCCGCCGCGGGGGGUCGGGGGGGGGGGGGGGCCUGUGACACCCUCAGCCCGCCUCUUGGUGCCCGCGAAAUGGCACUGAGCUCGGGCGGCUGGGCUCCGCCAGCGCCGGCCCCCGGCUCGUCGUCCCAGCCGGCUGCGUGCGGCGGGCCCGCGCCGGCCGCCUGCUGCACCACCGUGCUGAUGUCGGUGCGGGUUUCCGUGUGCCACUCCGGCAUCCGGCCCCUGUGCCUGCCCGGCGCCGGCAGCGAGACGCUGCGCCUGCAGCUCAGCAUGGACCCGAUCCGGGCCGGGGAGUUCCGGCUGGCGCUGCGCGACACGAGCGGAAGCCGCAGCGUGUUCAUUGCAGAGUUUGACCUGCGCUCAGUGCAGUACGAGGUCAAGUCCCCUCGCUGCCAUGAGAUGCGUCUCGCCGCACCGCCGCACGACUGCAUCCGCUUCAACUUCCGCUGCGACCGAGAGGCCGAGGAGUGGGCCACAGUGGUGAUGUCGUCACUGAGAGAGGCACACAGAGUCGCAAACAUUAACGCGUACGAGUCCGACGGCAGACUCAACAGCACGGCAGAAGCCAUGGAGCAGUGGAGCUCGGCCUCACUGCCUCUUACUGAGGAGCUGUGCUUGGAGCUCGCCAGGGCAAUAGAGGCAGGUGACACUCAAGCCGCUUCGCAGCAUGCAUCUGCUCUGGCGCGACAGAAAGCGGCGCUGACAAUUCAGCUGUCUGAAAAGAACUACGCCGACGGAGAGAUUAGUUUGUCGGUGGUGGUGGAGGAUGUUUCGUCGUCCUGUUGCGUCACAGUGAAAGUGUUCCCCUACAUGACGGUGGCCGCGCUCAAGCAACAGGUGUUCCUCGAGUACGGUUUCCAUCCUCGCGUGCAGCGCUGGGUGAUCGGUCAGUGUUUGUGCACCGAGCCGAGGUCACUGGCGUCCUACGGGGUGCAGAAGGACGGGGACACGGCGUACCUCUACCUGAUCUCCGCUCGACAGGCCCACGUCACCCGCCAGCUGUUCCAGCAGGACCUGGAGAGCGCCCUCCUCGCCCCGCCUCCCCCACCGGGCAACGGACCCAGCUCCCAGGACUGGAGGGCCUAUAGCACUCUGCCCUCGAGGCUUCCCCACAACAACCAGGGUGGAGGAAGCAAUAGACCAGGUGAUAUCAAAGACGUCCUCGACAUAGAGAAUCUGCACCUGAAUGAUCACACCAACAAAACCAGUAAAACACAGCAGACGGAGUGGGCGUGUCCCUCAUGCACUUUCAUCAACAAACUGUCUCGUCCAGGCUGCGAAAUCUGCGCCACGGCCAGACCGGACACGCACGUCCAUCAGGAGAAAGGGCGGAGAGAGGACCGCGGCGAGUCCGGUUCGAGCAGCAGCAGCUGACUGUCCAUCAUCACACUCUUGGUUGCAAUUUUUUUCUCACUUACUUACUUACACACACACACAGGUAUACACACUCACACUCACUCACGCACACACACAGAAUGGGGUUGCUAAAAAAAAAAGACUGUCAAGCGCACAGAGUCCUCUGACAGCGCGCCGGCUGCUGAAGACGAGAACGUCUGAGGCACUGUAGCAUGACACGGGCUCGGACGACAGUCGAGGCUCUGAUGACGAACUGCAGCAUCAAGCUUUGACCAUUCGUGUGGACAAGACAUGCAUCUGAAUUUGGCCAGACCUCUUUAUUUAUUUUACAGGGAGUGUGUGUGUGUGUGUGUGUUUGUGUGUAUUCUGACUAUUAUUUAUUUCAGGAGAGAGAGAGAAGUUCAAAUAAGUUCUUUGCGUUCAGUUGCAUCUGAAGUUGGGGGAAUGUGGUACUUUUCCGUUUCUGCCGACUGUGAAACGAGAGACGAAACAGGCGAAGCCUCGUGCAAUACACUGUUCUGUUUCGGGUGUGCGUCGUCUGUUGGUGCCAAAAUGUUUUGAAAUUUAAUUUUUAAACCAAGAGCUAUGGAAAAUGAACAGAGAAGGAAUGUUGCGUUUACAGGGUCGUUAAGUGCUUUUAUUUUUUUAUAAACGUUGUAUUCUGUGUAUUAUUUUUAACGUGAUGCGUUGAAUAAUUGAUGUACAUUGUCAGUUGAUCUAAUUUGACUUAAUUCCCUCUUGAGCUGUGACAGCAAUGGAAUGAUCUGUUUUCAGUACAUAAUACUGUAAACAUCUGCAUUAGCUGAAUAAACAUAAUGGAACUAAAA